GCUUUAAAUGGUUUCUGUCCAAGUGGGUACACCCUCAUCUCACCGACAGAAUGUUGUCCGUCCGCCAGCGUUGUCAGUAAGUCCAGUCAGAUAUCUGGCCAGCCAUCAUCUACAACCCCAUCGUCUUCGUGUGUCGAUAAGAUAAAUCCCAACACUGGCAAGUCAGACUGUACUGGAAUGAAGUCGUACUGCACAAACUCGGCUUACCUGUCUCUCAUGCGUGAUCAGUGCCCAAGUACCUGCGGAUAUUGCUCUGGAACGGUAACAGUAACCUCCACGCCUUGUGCCGACAAAACGAAUCCACGAACAGGUGUGAACGAAUGCCCUGGAAUGAAAGCCUACUGUCGUCAAUCCGAUUAUCUUACUCUGAUGAAGUCAGAAUGCCCCAGGACAUGUGGCUACUGUUAG
Messenger RNA from Haemonchus placei, 408 nucleotides. The record is from the annotation of a GenBank genome assembly. Lineage: Eukaryota; Metazoa; Nematoda; Chromadorea; Rhabditida; Trichostrongylidae.